AUGACUGACUCAACACCGGCAAUCCGUCGCAAUGGCCUGCUCCAAUCUUGCGAGCCUUGUCGCAAAUCAAAGCUUAAAUGUGACCAUGGACGGCCAGUUUGUGGACGAUGUAUUGCGAAAAACAUUACGCAGAGAUGCUUUUAUCAUCCUGCGCCUAUGACCAAGGAUGCAUCGCAGCCUCCAUCUUAUCGUCCUGCCAAGAGGCCAAGGACGGAAUCUUCACUUACGCCAAGCCCUGAACCAACAUCUGCGUCGGGUACUGCAUCUGCAUCUGCAUCUGCAUCUACGGUGCAGUACGGACUUCGCCUUGCAGCCGCAGACCAGCGCCCCUCCACAACACCUGGGUAUCUAGGCUCGACCAGCUUUUCCGCCGUCUUCAGCGAACACCGCGCAAACAUAUCCUUUGAGGAGGGUAACCAUGCCCCAGACGGGGUACUAUCCAAAUUAACGGACGGUUACCGUCUUGAGUCCGGCCUCGAAGUCAUCAAGUUUCUCUACCGGAACAACAUAUGGGAGAUCCUGAUUCGCAAGUUCUACGCUGGCCACUUGAUGGCCGUUGUCUCAAACCUCAUCAUAAGAGCGAUUAUCAUAUCCCUUCGACGGAUCUUCGACGCCAUUGACCGUGAGAAAGACGUCGAAAAGCAGCUCCGCGAUCUGGUGCAGCGCAUAUUCCAGUCCUCGGCUCAUCCACUGACCUCGCAUGCGUCCAUGACGGUCGAAGAGUAUUUUGCCUCGUUUACAGACGAGAACCUGCGCUGGGAGGUAGUUGGUCUUGUUUUGGCGACGGCCGGGAUCGCAAUGAUGUCCACCUCAGAUGACGACCCCGAUGUUCUGCGGGUGGCGCCUGACGCACAGGGCGCGGAGAUGCUCCGUUCACGCUUGGUCGAGGCAAGCAGGACGUGUCUUUUGUUCUGUGCAACAGCGGCGUCGGUUAAUGAACUUCUGGGCUUCUAUCAGUACAACGAUAUGCUAUUGCGUACGCAGUAUUAUGGGGAUACGAGUACGCCCUGCUCUCAUGACACAAACAUUGCCACUAACGACAGUAUAGGCUACGCCGCCUGGCGCAAACUUGGCAAUCUCACAGCGACCAUAUAUGCAGCCGGUCUGCAUCAGGAAAGCACACGCGCACAAAACUGUCCUCCAUUCCUGCAUCAGUGGCGGAAAAUGUGCUUCGCUGCUGCAUUCUACGCAGACAAGUCUCUUUCUACGUUCGUUGGGAGGCCGCCAUUUAUUAAUUAUCGGUACUGCUCUAUUUCACCGCCGCUGGACAUUAAGGAUGAAGACCUGAUUGCUGGCGAGGAGCAGCUCAGGCGGGCAAUGGCUAAUCUCGACUCCUCAGGGUGGAAUACGAAAGGCAACACGCUGCGGGGAAGCCUGUUGCGUUUACGGUUCCAUUUGGCAGUGCUGAGAGAGCAGGCGCUUGAGAUUGCGCUGGGGAAUUAUGAUGACAAGACGAUUUUGAGCAAGUAUAAUGAGCUUAUCCAAACCGCCCAGAACCAAUGGCAGUCAUGUCCUGUUUACCUACGACAUGACCAGUACAUCCCGAAUGGAGAAUCGCCUAAUAUCACCUUCGCGAGACGCCACAUCUACCUCGAUUAUCUGUAUACUCUAUUCUUGGUUCAGAGAAUGGUCGUCAAGCGAACAAACACCAGCCAGGAAGCCCUUUUCAUGACCUCCCGGGAGGUCCUCGCCAUCAUCCUUGAGGUCACUGGCGAACGGCACCCGGGAGUUGAUAUGAGUAGGCAUCAUUCUUGGAUCGUCCUCUACUACGGUCUCCCAAGCGCAAGCACUUUAGCCUUUGAACUUCUUCGACAAACCCAAGAACCAGGCCCACAUCCAGUCAUGCCUCCGCGGCCUGAGAUAAUCCGCAACCUCAGUGUUUUCGUCUCGUGUCUGUCAUGGGUCGCAACUCCAGGACAAGGCAAUUAUCGGACGUGCAAGGCAGUCGAGAAAAAGCUGUCUGAUAUCCUGGACCAGAUAUUGGAUCCCAAGCCGGACCCGCAGCCUGUGCAAGGGUUCUUAGAUGCAAGCGGUGGCUAUCCGGACCAUGACGCGGCGGGGCUGUAUAGUCUUUUGAAUUGGUAUGCUCCGAACAAUAUCGAUUUGGAUUCGUUCGAAUCCCCGGCCAAGGAUGAGUUUUUGUUUUAG
Messenger RNA from Aspergillus nidulans FGSC A4, 2148 nucleotides. Its product is annotated as putative C6 transcription factor. Gene Ontology annotation, cellular component: nucleus. The transcript is spliced from 4 exons. Gene Ontology annotation, molecular function: DNA binding; zinc ion binding; DNA-binding transcription factor activity, RNA polymerase II-specific. Bases 1 to 2148 code for a protein of 715 amino acids. The record is from RefSeq and is a predicted model, not a curated record. Lineage: Eukaryota; Fungi; Ascomycota; Eurotiomycetes; Eurotiales; Aspergillaceae. Gene Ontology annotation, biological process: regulation of transcription by RNA polymerase II; DNA-templated transcription; regulation of DNA-templated transcription.